AUGGGCCCCUAUAUACCGCCUCCUCAUGCUGCUGCCAGGCCCUAAUCUGCCAUGGGCCCCUAUAUACCGCCUCCUCAUGCUGCUGCCAGGUCCAGAGUCUGUCAUGGGUCCCUGUACGGCCUCCCAUUGCUGCUGUCUCCAUCGCCACACUCUGCCAUGUGCCACUUUCAGGUCUCCUCACACACUGCUGGUGUGUAGAAUUUUUUGACAUAGGGUGCUGGCAGAUUACGGGCCUCCCAUAGCUGCUGCCAGGCCCCUAAUCUGCCAUAGGCCCCUAUAUACCGCCUCCUCAUGCUGCUGCCAGGUCCAGAGUCUCUCAUGGGUCCAUGUGCCACUUUGCUGGUCUCCUCACACCACUGCACUGCUGGUGUGUAGAAUUUUUUGACAUAGGGUGCUGGCAGAUUAAGGGCCUCCCAUAGCUGCUGCCAG
This is a messenger RNA of Staurois parvus, 429 nucleotides long. Lineage: Eukaryota; Metazoa; Chordata; Amphibia; Anura; Ranidae. The record is from the annotation of a GenBank genome assembly.